Molecule: messenger RNA, 1641 nt
Organism: Clupea harengus (Atlantic herring)
Lineage: Eukaryota; Metazoa; Chordata; Actinopteri; Clupeiformes; Clupeidae
Gene: dusp14
Product: dual specificity phosphatase 14
Biological process (GO): protein dephosphorylation
Cellular component (GO): cytoplasm
Molecular function (GO): MAP kinase tyrosine/serine/threonine phosphatase activity
Source: RefSeq, a predicted model, not a curated record
UGGAGAGAGUUAAUGAAAUGAAUGGUAUGUGACACAAAUCUCUUUGUCUGCCGUUUUCACUUGUGACACAAUCGUGAUUCCAGCACUCUUCAUUGACAGCGCAUUUGUUGCACCCCUCAGCCUGGCAGCUGAACCGCUCAACGAUGCUCGGGGGGAGGCGCCUCUCUCCUCUCUGUAUCUCAGCUUCUGUUUCAGCACAGAAUAAUUCUUGCUUUCACGCACGCUCACGCGGAGUCCUCACGAAGGUUUGCUCCGACCAAAGAACCCACAGGUCACGGAGUUUUCUUUCUCUGACGAUUUGCAGAAGUAUGACAUAUAUUUGGGCAGGGUCUACUUUACACAAAUUACAUUUGUGAUUGAUCAUUGAGCCCAAUUGCUGUCUGUGGCGAACGACGAGGAGUUGAGAGUCAGCUAUCGUGUUUAGGAAGCGGUGCUCUGGCAACGCCACUUGGCACAUCAACGCAUCGCUCUGAGUGCUGUGGGCAGUCUUACAAUCGCAGUUCUUCAAGGCGCACAAGGUUCCGCAGUAUCGCCAUGGCAAUGCAUCACUGAAAGAAGACCUGUGGCACAUCCAGAUUCCUUUUGUUCAUCUCUCGACUUCCCUGACUAGUUUUUAUUGUGUUUUUCCACCAUGGGCUCCCGUAGUCAGGGAUUCCUCCACCAUCACCACCAGCAUCACCGGACCUCCAUGGUACCGGCCACCAUCCCCCGCCUCGUGCCCGAGUCCGGCAGCCUCCUUGGGGGCAUCGCUCAGAUAACGCCCUCCCUGUUCCUCAGCCGGGGCAACGUGGCGUCCAACCGCAGCCUGCUGCUCUCCAAAGGCAUCACAUGCGUGGUGAACGCCACCAUCGAGCUGCCCAAUUUCAACUGGCCGCACGUCGAGUACGUGAAAGUGCCCCUGGCCGAUGCACCGCACUCGCCCAUCGCGCUCUACUUCGACAGCAUCGCAGACAAGAUCCACAGCGUGGGCCGUAAGCGGGGCGCCGUGCUGGUGCAUUGCGCCGCCGGCGUCAGCCGCUCGGCCUCGCUCUGCCUGGCCUACCUCAUGAAGUACCACCGCGUGUCGCUGGCCGAGGCGCACGCCUGGGUCAAGGCCCGCCGGCCCGUCAUCCGGCCCAACGGCGGCUUCUGGCGCCAGCUCAUCGAGUACGAGCGCAAGCUCUUCGGACGCAGCUCCGUCAAGAUGGUGCAGACGCCCUACGGCGUGGUGCCUGACGUCUAUGAGAGGGACCGCAGGAACCUGGUGCCCUACUGGAGCAUGUAGGGGGGGGGGGGAGCAGGAGGCAGGGGGGCAGAAGGAGAAGAGGAGGACGGCUCCCAUGCUGAGAUGGAGAGAAAGAGAGUGAAAUGAGAGAGGAUGGAUGGAUGGCUGGAUGGGCUGAUGGAGGAUUAUAUGGCAGAUGGCUGUUCUUUGAGUUCACCGUCUUCCUGGAGAGGAAACCCUUUCUCCCGCUAGACUCAAGAACUUCUGGCGUUCUUCCCAGGCCCCAACCCCCUAGAGAAGUGUAAGUGGCGUGUGGUGCGGGAGGUUUUUGAAGGAGCAGAAAGUGCCACCGUCAUUCUACUAGCUGUCUGCUGCCUCUGUGCUGCUAUGCUAACCAACGGUCCAACCCAGACAGUUAGAGUGAGGGAAAGAGGGAG